This is a messenger RNA of Acanthisitta chloris (rifleman), 948 nucleotides long. RefSeq names its product TATA box binding protein like 2 (gene TBPL2). Gene Ontology annotation, molecular function: DNA binding; RNA polymerase II general transcription initiation factor activity. The record is from RefSeq and is a predicted model, not a curated record. The transcript has 7 exons. Bases 1 to 948 code for a protein of 315 amino acids. Gene Ontology annotation, biological process: DNA-templated transcription initiation. Lineage: Eukaryota; Metazoa; Chordata; Aves; Passeriformes; Acanthisittidae.
AUGGACGGCAUAUCGCCGCUGGAGCGAUUCCUGGAGACCUGCAGCGAGCAGGAUGACUUCUCAACUAGUCCUCAUCUGUUGAGUGCCAUGAGCCCUUAUGAUGUAGAACUUCCAAUUCAAACAGCCGAAGAUGUGUUGUUUGGUUCUCAGUUUAAUCAGCCCAAAGAGCUUCAUACAGACUUCUCCUCUGUGGAUCUCAGCUUUCUUCCAGAUGUUACCCAGGAUAACAAAGAACAAAAUCUAUCUGAUGAUGGUCAUGAAACACAAAAUGAGUUUGAUGGGUCAGUGUCAAGAAAGGAGGACAGUGGCACCUUCAUGGAUGAAAGCAGCUUGUCACAUCCAGAUGCAACUCCUCUGACUUCAAUGAUUCCCAUGACCCCAGUGACAUCUGCAUCAGAAAGCUCUGGCAUAGUUCCUCAGUUACAGAAUAUUGUGUCAACUGUAAACUUGGCUUGUAAACUAGAUCUGAAGAACAUAGCUCUGCAUGCCAGAAAUGCAGAAUAUAACCCAAAGAGAUUUGCUGCUGUGAUCAUGAGAAUCAGGGAGCCACGAACAACAGCCCUCAUCUUCAGUUCAGGAAAAAUGGUCUGCACAGGAGCAAAAAGUGAAGAGCAGUCUCGGCUGGCAGCCAGGAAGCAUGCCCGGGUGGUGCAGAAGCUUGGCUUCCCUGCCAAGUUCUUGGACUUUAAGAUCCAGAAUAUGGUUGGGAGCUGUGAUGUGAGGUUCCCCAUCCGGCUGGAAGGCUUAGUUCUCACUCACCAGCAGUUCAGCAGCUAUGAACCUGAACUAUUCCCUGGCCUUAUUUAUAGGAUGGUCAAACCAAGGAUAGUGCUGCUUAUCUUUGUGUCUGGAAAAGUUGUACUGACUGGAGCAAAAGAACGUUCUGAGAUCUAUGAGGCAUUUGAGAACAUCUACCCCAUUCUAAAGGGUUUCAAGAAAUCAUCAUGA